Molecule: messenger RNA, 1214 nt
Organism: Ananas comosus (pineapple)
Lineage: Eukaryota; Viridiplantae; Streptophyta; Magnoliopsida; Poales; Bromeliaceae
Product: cytochrome b-c1 complex subunit Rieske-4, mitochondrial-like
Exons: 2
Coding region: 117-953 (278 amino acids)
Biological process (GO): mitochondrial electron transport, ubiquinol to cytochrome c
Cellular component (GO): membrane
Molecular function (GO): quinol-cytochrome-c reductase activity; 2 iron, 2 sulfur cluster binding
Source: RefSeq, a predicted model, not a curated record
UCAUUUCGACGGGACAGUUUUGAAACUUUCUCUCUCGCCCCCGACCCAACGAAACCCUAGAAUCCCUUCCGAGCUCGUCCUCCUCCUCCUCGUCCUCGUCGGAGAAGAAGAAGAGGAUGCUAAGGGUCUUCGGGAGGAGGCUCGGAUCGCUCUCAUGGCGACCGAGCCCCGCCGCAGCCUCCUCGGCCCUCGCCUCGGCGAAUCCGACGAUGCACGACGAUCCCUCCGUCUCUAAGAGUGAUUCGGAUUCGCGCCCCUUCUCCGCUCCCCGAUUCGCCUUCGAAUCGAUCCUUCUCGGCUCGUCGAGAGGUUUUGCAACUGAAUCUCUCAUCCCGAGAAAUCAGGAUCUCGACUUAUCUGAUCUUCCUGCAACCAUUUCCGCCACGAAGAACCCAACCUCGAAAAUCCUCUAUGAUGAGCACAACCACGAGAGGUACCCCCCUGGGGACCCCAGCAAGCGCGCCUUCGCCUACUUUGUCCUGACGGGCGGCCGCUUCGUCUACGCCUCUUUACUGCGCCUUUUAAUCUUGAAGUUCGUGCUGAGCAUGUCCGCCAGCAAGGACGUGCUCGCCCUUGCUUCCCUCGAGGUCGAUCUCUCCAGCAUCGAGCCCGGAACUACUGUUACAGUUAAGUGGCGGGGUAAGCCUGUGUUCAUCAGGCGGCGGACCGAAGAAGAUAUUAAUCUCGCGAACAGCGUCGAUCUCGUAUCCCUGCGGGACCCGCAACCUGACGCUGAGCGGGUGAAGAACCCGGAGUGGCUGGUGGUUGUCGGCGUCUGCACUCAUUUGGGCUGCAUUCCAUUACCCAACGCCGGGGACUUUGGUGGCUGGUUCUGCCCUUGCCACGGUUCGCACUACGACAUCUCCGGAAGGAUCCGGAAGGGACCGGCGCCGUUCAAUUUGGAGGUUCCUACAUACAGCUUUUUGGAUGAGAACAAGUUGCUGAUUGGCUGAUCUCCGCCUAAUUCACGUCGGUGAUUGGUCGUUGUAAGACAGAAUCUUUAUUUGUUUGUUUCAGAUCGUUUAGUUUGAUGAUCUGCCAGUGCUGUGCUAUUCUUCUAGCCCUGAAUUCUGAAAUAAUUGCUACUAAAAGAUCAUUAAUUGUCAGCUUUUGGGAAUUUCCUUUUUUUAUCUGGUUGUAGCCUUCCUUGUUGUCAAUAUUAUGCCAUGCAAUUGAAGAGUAACAUGCUUGCUCUUGUUUUAUGAGCUUUUUUC